AGGAUACAGGUGCUUCAAGAUGGCGGACAACGUUCCGAGUGUAGAAGAGCUACGCAAACUUCGUGUCGUGGACCUCAAAGAGAGGCUCCAUGCCGAAGGUUUGACGGUGUCCGGCUUGAAGGAAGCACUGGUCCAAAGAUUACAUGAGCAUUACCAGCAGAAGGCCAUGGAAGCGGAACAACCUCCCUCACUACAAGAGGAGCAGAUGAUGCAACAGCCUCAUUCUGCAUACCUUCCCCAGUCUGAGACAUUGCCUCCCAUGUUUUCACCACCACAGCAAGCACCAGUUGACAUCAUGCCACCAUCAUUAUUCUCAAUGCAGGGAGGUGGUGACCAAAUGGCAAUGCCCCAGAUGAUGGGACAACCAGAAAUCCCAGUGUCUGUGCCUCUUCCUGCAGUCAUGUCUCAUGAUGGAAGACCUGACCAGCAGCAGCAGCAGCAGCAACAGGCACAACCUCCCAUACAGGCCAAUGUGGCCAGUGUUCAGGCAUUUCAACCAGAACCCACCCCGCAGGCUUUCCAUCAACAACCUGCCCCACAGGUAUUUCAACAAGACCUGGCUUCUGGUCCUCCUCCUCCUCAGGCUCCUAUGCCUAUGCCGGAACCUGUUGUGCCAGCUCCAAUGUCUGUGCAGUCCUCUGGUGGCAGUGCAGCCCCUGCACCCUGGGAGGCUGCAGAUGUAAAGCCAAGCCUACCUUCCACUAUGUCAGCGGCCCCACCACCAUCUGUGGCCAAGGUGAGUGACCACCCUGGGUCAGUGACACCACCCUGGGCAACACCCCCAGCAUCGCAGGCAUCUUCACAACCAGUUCCCAUGAGUGCUCAGGGAGCAAGUCCAGCUGAGAAGAAACCACAAAUGGACCCCAGUUUGAUUCAGCUUGCUCAGCAGCAGCGGGCACUAAUAGAACAGGAAAGACAGCAAGCAAUGGAACAAGAGUUGCAAGGGAAAGCAUUACUUCAACAACAGUUAUUGGAAGCAGAGAAACAAAAAGAGAUGCUAGGCAUGCAGCAAAAGGCUUUGUUGGAAGAACAGAAAAAAGAACAAGAAAUGUUGGAGCGGGCAUUGCAGCAACAGCAGCUGCUUGAGGCAGAGAAACAGCAGCAGAUUGUUCAACAGCAAAAUCAACAAAUGCAAGGUCCACCCCCUCAAGGCCCUCCACAGGGUAUGCCGCAAGGUCCACCCCCUCAAGGCCCUCCACAAGGCAUGCCACAAGGUCCACCCCUUCAAGGCCCUCCACAGGGCAUUCCGCAAGGUCCACCCCCUCAAGGCCCACCACAAGGUAUGCCACCAGCACCCCCUCAAAGUAUGCCACAAGGCCCGCCCCAGGGAAUGCCCCAAGGUCCACCCCAGGGCAUGCCACAAGGUCCUCCACCAGGUCUCCAGCAAGGUCCUCCACCUGGCAUGCCACAGGGCCCUCCUCAGGGCCUACCACAAGGUGUACCCCAAGGGACACCCCCGGGUAUGCCACCCAAUGUAGGCGGCCCUCCACCAAGAUUUGAGAGAGAUGAGGGCCCAGAGGGACAGAGACAGCAGCCACCACCUCCUCCUCAGCUUAUGGGAGAGCCUGCCAGACCGACUCAGCAGAUACAAGAACUCAGGCCACCACCUCGGGUGGAGGAGGAAAGGCCCAAAGAAAUCAGAUUGCCACAAGCCCUGGAGAAGGUGUUAGCAUUCAAAGAUGUGAGGGCACAGCAGGUAGGGGUGACCACAGAGGAAAUGGAAGAGGAGGAGCAAGUGCAAGAAGAAUAUGAAGCAGAAGACUACAUCAAUGAAGAUUAUGGUGAAGAUGAAGAUGAUGAACCGCCUAGAAUAGAACAACAACAGACAGUGAAAGAAUCCAAGAACAAGAGAAAGAAGAAGAAAAAGAAGAGGCGAGCCAAGCAAAGAUUUCAACAGAAACAGGAGCAAAAUAAAGCUCACCAAGAAGAAACGCCCAAUGAUGAUGUAGUUGUUGAGUACAUUCCAGAGCAGUUAGAUAUUGAUCCAUCUGAUCCAAGCUACAGAGAUUUUAUGAAGAUAUUUGAAGCUUUCAAGAUUACUGAGAUUGAGAAAGCAAAGGAGGUAGGAAAAACUGAAGAGAAGAAAGACGACAGAGCAAAAGAACCUGAGGCAAUUACUAAGGGGCAGCAUCUUAUGGAUUUACAUGAUAUGGAGGAAGAGGAGCCACCAAUAGAAGAAGAAAAACCAAAACUUUCCAAGAAAAAGAUGAAAAAAUUAAACAGAUUAAGUGUAGCAGAAUUGAAACAGCUGGUAAGCAGGCCUGAUCUAGUUGAAAUGCAUGAUGUGACUGCUCAGGACCCAAAAUUAUUAGUCAGUUUAAAGGCUACUAGGAAUACAGUAAGUGUACCUAGGCACUGGUGUUUUAAAAGGAAGUACCUCCAAGGUAAAAGAGGUAUAGAGAAGCCACCAUUUGAUUUACCAGACUUCAUUAAGAACACUGGCAUUAUGGAAAUGAGAGCAGCUUUGGCAGAAAAGGAAGAACAGAAGACAUUAAAGUCAAAAAUGAGGGAAAAAGUUCGACCAAAGAUGGGGAAGAUUGACAUAGAUUAUCAGAAGCUUCAUGAUGCCUUUUUCAAGUAUCAAACAAAGCCGAAGAUGACAAUCCAUGGGGAUUUAUAUUAUGAGGGAAAGGAGUUUGAAACGAGGUUAAAAGAAAAGAAACCAGGCAACCUAAGUGAUGAACUAAGAACAGCCUUGGGAAUGCCUAUAGGACCUAAUUCUGAAAAGUUUCCUCCUCCAUGGCUAAUUGCAAUGCAGAGGUAUGGCCCACCUCCCUCCUAUCCCAAUCUGAAGGUGCCAGGACUCAAUGCACCUAUACCAGAGGCUUGUGCAUUUGGGUACCAUGCUGGUGGAUGGGGCAAGCCACCUGUGGAUGAAACUGGAAAACCUCUGUAUGGAGAUGUAUUUGGAACACAGAGUGGAGAGUUCCAGGACCCUGUGCAAGAAGAGGACAUAGAUAGGUCGUACUGGGGUGAAUUAGAGUCUGAGUCAGAGGAAGAAGAAUCCUCAGAAGAAGAGAGCGAAGAAGAGGAAGAUGUGGAUAAAAGUGGUUUAAUUACUCCAGGGGAAACUGGUCUCAUUACUCCGAGUGGAGUAACCUCAGUACCAGCCGGAAUGGAGACACCCGACAUGAUAGAGCUGAGGAAGAAGAGGAUAGAAGACGCCAUGGACCAGGGCGGCGACACUCCAGCUCUGUACCAAGUGUUACCAGAGAAGAAAGCGGCCGUGGGAGGGGCCAUGAUGGGAUCUGCACACAUAUAUGAUAUCACUGGGGUUACAGGCAAGAAACCAGGAGAGAAGGUAGCAGAGGGCGUGGAGAUAGCACUGAAUCCAGAGGAAUUGGACUUGGACACUGCUGCCAUGCAGGUGAAAUAUGAACAGACAUUAAAAGAACAGCAGUCUCAGCUGGAGAAAGAAGAUCUCAGUGACAUGGUAGCUGAACAUGCUGCUAAACAAAAGAAGCGAAAGAAGCAACAAGAUGGUGGAAAAGCUGCCAAGAAAUAUAAGGAGUUCAAGUUUUAGGGGUUGUCAUUUUCCCCAAGCAUUAUUCCAAAAAAUAUAGACUGUGGAUGUGUGCAAAGGGAAAGUUAUGGGACUACUUGAUUUAGAAGAAGGGUCAUGACAUUUUGUUGCAUUUUAUAUUUUAAGCUACAAUUAGAAGAUAGACAAAAUGUUAAAUUUCCAAGUGUAUUGGAGUUGAUCUGUAUAUUAUAUAUAACAUACGUGAUCUGUAAAUGUUCAGUUUUAAAGGUUCUGUGUAGAAUGAUACAACAGACUACAGUACAAUAUUUGAAAAGAUAAAAAUAAAUGUUUUG
Messenger RNA from Lingula anatina, 3816 nucleotides. RefSeq lists its product as uncharacterized. The record is from RefSeq and is a predicted model, not a curated record. NCBI's taxonomy places the organism in Eukaryota, Metazoa, Brachiopoda, Lingulata, Lingulida, Lingulidae. Gene Ontology annotation, cellular component: U12-type spliceosomal complex; nucleus.